Molecule: messenger RNA, 972 nt
Organism: Egretta garzetta (little egret)
Lineage: Eukaryota; Metazoa; Chordata; Aves; Pelecaniformes; Ardeidae
Gene: ID2
Product: inhibitor of DNA binding 2
Exons: 4
Coding region: 1-405 (134 amino acids)
Biological process (GO): circadian regulation of gene expression; negative regulation of transcription by RNA polymerase II; cell differentiation
Cellular component (GO): nucleus; cytoplasm
Molecular function (GO): protein dimerization activity; transcription regulator activity
Source: RefSeq, a predicted model, not a curated record
AUGCGAGCCUUCAGCCCGGUGCGGUCCGUCCGGAAAAACGGCCUCUCGGAGCACAACCUGGGCAUCUCCCGCAGCAAGACCCCCGUGGACGACCCCAUGAGCCUGCUGUACAACAUGAACGACUGCUACUCCAAGCUGAAGGAGCUGGUGCCCAGCAUCCCGCAGAACAAGAAAGUGAGCAAGAUGGAAAUCCUGCAGCACGUUAUCGACUACAUCCUGGACCUGCAGAUCGCCCUGGACUCGCACCCCAGCAUCGUCAGCCUCCACCACCAGCGGCCCGGGCAGAGCCCCUCCUCCAGGAGCCCGCUGACCACGCUGAACACGGACAUCAGCAUCCUCUCGCUGCAGGCGUCCGAGUUCCCCUCAGAGCUCAUGUCGAGCGACAGCAAAGCGCUUUGUGGCUGAAUCGAACGGUGUUCCACUGAUGAGAUUUUUUUUUUUUUGCACAAGAAAAUGUCUACAGGAUUUUUUUUUUGAGGUGCUGAAUUUAUUUUUCAGCUGUAUCUGGAGGGGAAAAUCCACGUUUAACUAAAAGGACCUUUUAAAAUUAAUACAGAAGAAAAAAAAAAGCAAGAUUGAUCUUUAUCCCCACCCUGUUCUUCAACUUGGACUGAACCUAGUUAUUUAUGAAGAGACUCUUAAAUACCCUUUCCCUAGUUGGAAGGCUUCCUUUAUAUACUAUUCCCAACGUGGGGAGCGAAACAAAAAUCUCACAAGGAGUUGCCCAUUUUAAAGCAGACUUUGCCUUUUUUUUCCAAAGGUGGAGCGUGAGUACCAGAAGGAUCCAGUGUUCAGUUUUUUAGGAAAGUCUGUGGUCAGAAAUUACCUUUUUGACACAAACCUAGGACUGAAUGCUGUGUAUAUAUUUAUAUAUAAAUAUAUAUAUAUGAGUGAAACCUUGUGAACUCUUUAAUUAGAGUUUUCUUGUAUAGUGGCAGAAAUGCACAUUUCUGCAAAAAGUGUAAUGAUGUA